AUGGAGAACUUUCAGCAAUGCUUUAAGCUCAUCUUGAAGGCUUUAGAAACCAGUGUGGAUUUGAUUACAACUGGAAACUUCAUGUCUAGAUUUUGCUCCAACCUUUGUCUUCCUAAACAAGUUCAGAUGGCAGCUACACACAUUGCUCACAAAGUUGUGGAACUGGACUUGGUUCCUGGACGGAGCCCAAUUUCUGUGGCUGCUGCAGCCAUUUACAUGGCCUCGCAGGUGUCAACUGAGAAGAGGACUCAGAAAGAAAUCGGACAUGUUGCUGGUGUUGCUGAUGUUACAAUCAGACAGUCCUACAGACUGAUCUACCUCCAAGCCCCAGAUCUGUUUCCUACAGACUUCAAAUUUGACACCCCUGUCAAUAAGCUUCCACAGCUAUAA
Erinaceus europaeus (western European hedgehog) is the source of this 390-nucleotide messenger RNA. RefSeq names its product transcription initiation factor IIB-like. The record is from RefSeq and is a predicted model, not a curated record. Gene Ontology annotation, biological process: transcription initiation at RNA polymerase II promoter; transcription preinitiation complex assembly. The transcript has a single exon. Gene Ontology annotation, cellular component: nucleus; transcription preinitiation complex. NCBI's taxonomy places the organism in Eukaryota, Metazoa, Chordata, Mammalia, Eulipotyphla, Erinaceidae. Gene Ontology annotation, molecular function: TBP-class protein binding; RNA polymerase II general transcription initiation factor activity. The coding region runs from base 1 to 390 and encodes 129 amino acids.